AGGACUUUGAGUAGUCACACUCUGGUUCCCUCCCCCUUCCUUCUUUCACAGCCUCACACAGUCUGUGUGCUCUUCCUGAAGCCUGCCUGAGGUCGUCACCAUGUACUAUAAGUUUAGCAGCUUCACACAGAAACUGGUUGGGGCAUUGCCCACUGAGGCCUACCACCCACAGGUGAGGGGGAUUGCUUGUACCCUGAUCAUAGCACCAUAGAUCCCAACAAAGGGGCAAACACAGGCGAUCUGUCACUGACCUUCAAAGCAGUCUGGAGGCAAAUCUCCAUAACUGACUUAUAAGCAGAGCUGUAUGGGCAUAUAUAGAGGGCUAUUUACUAAAAUGAGAAUUCAAAGUGAAUUUUAAACUCAAGGUACAAAUAGCCAAACUGGAAACAUUCUCUAAGUCCGCUAUGCUUCUAGUUUGGGCACCAUUAGCCUUAAAAUAGAAUUCCACUUUAAAUUCUCACGCUAGUGAAUGACGGUGAUAGUUUUGUAACACUUACUGUGAGCUCCCUUGGCUUUUGCAGAAAUCAUUAGUUAAAAUGGAUAUAAUGAAAUAGUUAAGCAAAUUAACAUUGGUAUUUUUUUUAAUGGCGUCUUUGUUAUUAGAGUAGACACUGUGUGUUGUAAUCUGCUAAUGUGAUGUGUGUAUUUAAAGGAUCACUAUAGUGUCAGGAAAACAAACUCAUUUUCCUGUCACUAUGUAGUCCUUAGGUCCCACCCACAGGGAACCCCUCCCGCGGGGCUGAAGGGGUUAGUCCACUUACCUUAAUCCAGCGCCUUCAACCACUUACCUUAAUCCAGCACCAGGCUCCCUCGGCGCUGGUGACUUCUCCUCCCCCUUCCGACGUCAGCUCCCAAGUGUAACUGAAUUCGCAUGUGCGGCCAGAGCCGCACAAGCUUUCAAAUCGCCCAAUGCUUUCCUAUGGACGUUCUGCAUGCUCAGUGCAAUUUUCGAAUUUAGCGUCGGGAAAGCACCUCUAGCGGCUGUCAGGAAGACAGCCAGUAGAGGCUUGAUUAACGCUGCAAUGUAAACAUAGCAGUUUCUCUGAAAACUGCUAUGUCUACGUUUAAAGGGUUAAAACCUGGGGGACCUGGCACCCAGACCACUUAAUUGAGCUGAAGUGGUCUGGGUGACUAUAGUCGUCCUUUAACCCCUUAAGGACACAUGACAUGUCAUGAUUCCUUUUUAUUCCAGAAGUUUGGUCCUUAAGGGGUUAACUCGUGUGUGCCCUGUUUGUUGCUUUUGGUGUUUGCCAAUCCAUUAAAUGGACAUUCUAAGCAACAGAAUAACUACCCUUUCAUCUGUAAACAAUACCUGUUCUGUAAAAUGCAGUGUUUACAUUGUUCUCUAAUGAGACCUCUAGUGACUGUCACUCAGACUUAUAUGAAUUACAGGACUGUUGUUCAGUAUUUUCAUGCUCCGCAUGAAGAUGCAAAAUGCACCUCAUAGAGAUGCAUUGCUAUAAUUAACCUAUGUACAUUCUAUAUCGGUAUUUAUUACUAUUUAUAAAGCGCCAACAAAUUCCGUAGCACUGUACAAUCUGUGGACUAACCGAUAAGUAUUUGUACCAAGACGAGCUGGAUGCACAGGAACUGCUCAAACAAGCUUACUUUCUAGAGAUAAAUACAUACUCCUAUAUACUGGUGACAAUUUGCAAAAAAACAUACCUGCAGCUAUAAGGCCACUGCCUUUCUUAGUCACAGAAGAUGGCUACACUCCCCAUUUAAUGUCCAUGUGUCCUUUUAGAGCUUAUGAUGUAAAAAAGUUACAUAAUCCUCACACAUAAAGCACUUCAGCAAACUGCUUUGUGCACUUGCAGUAUUCCUUUAAGAUGUUGCUCAUUUUAUUACAUCAUUUUGUGAUAACACCAGUUUAAAGGUAUACACACACACACACACACAAAGGUGUAUUCACUGAACUUCAAUUUGCAGUUGGAAAGUGCAUGGUAAAGUAUUGGCAAAAAUUGCUGAUAUGAAAAAAAGUCCAUAGUCACAGGUUGGCUUUGUUCCCCUUUAAUCUUGCCAUUCAGAUUUUAAUUUGCCACAGUUGACAUUAGCAAAUAACUCUGACAGAUUCCUCAGGUUAAAAUAACACUAUAGGGUCAGUAACACAUGUGCUCCUGGCCCUAUAGUGUUAAAACCUCCAUUUGGAUGACUUGCCCCCCUUAGAUCCCUCAGAAGCGGUUAAAACUUACCUUAUUUACACACCGCGCGGGAUCGCUGGUGUUGGCCCCGCCACUGAUCCACCUUCUUGGUGACAUCAUCAGAAUUUACCCUUACCCGUAGGGAACGCAUUGGUUUGGCGGAAAUCGGCAAUUAGGUGGGAUGGGGGCGGGGCCAAAUGCUGACUUGGCCAAUCAGCGCCUCCUUAUAGAGAUGCAUUGAAUCAAUGCAUCUAUGUGAGGAAAAUUCAUGAGUGUGGAGACUCUGAACGGCAGAACACUACCCCAGAAAGUACCUCCAGUGGCCAUCUGAGGAGUAGCCACUGGAGGUGUCCCAAGGGGGCAAUGUAAACACUGCCUUUUCUCUGAAUUAAGCUGUAGUUGUUCUGGUGACUAUAGUGUCCCUUUUAAAAAAACAAAAUAAUAUUGAAUCUUAGGCCUCAAAUGUGCAUUUACAGAGUUAAAUAAAUUAUAACUCUUUGCAGUUCUAUCUAAAGAAAAGUGAUGUCUUAUAAUUGUGCAUUUACAGUGUUGGCCGACAUUUUAACCACAAAGUUGGGUCUCUGCCACCCCUGCCUCCCAGCUUCCUUCCUCCCUGCACUGCAGUUGAUGCUUUCAGGUAUCCCUGGGUACCCUUUGAGAGAAAACAUGUGUAUGAAUAGUGCAAAUCUCUCAAUGUGUACCCACGUUCUCAGCCUAUCACCAGCCGUCUGCUAAACCUACCUAAUAACGCAGGGCAGAGCAUAAGCCAGGAGGCAGAGGUCUCAGACGGUCCUCUCACCUGAACAACAUAUACAGAUAUACAGUAUAUAUCUGGGCUGAGCAACCUAUGGCAUGACAUACCCAAACAGGAUGAGGAGAUCCGAGGAUCUCCCAUGGAGCUGGCGUAUGAGUAUUCCCAGUGAGAUUUCUUCAGAUAUCUGUUAGUGCCUGUUCGACACUAGUUGUGAUUGCACCAGGUAGUGAGGAGCAAUCUUCAAUUUAUUCAGCCACUAUUGUCCCAGCCCAUGACCUGUAGCUGGACCUCCAGGAAGCCACCCACACAGAAAGACAUGCACAUAAAGCUGCAGGAGAAGCCUCCACAAAGACAACACUACUGACAGCACAUAUACACAACAGCACAUAACACAACAGCACAACCAGCCUCCCACACACAAUACCCCAAGCAACCCAUACACACAAUACGACAUAUACACAAUCCCUCAAACACCCCGCAUACACAGCACACACACUACAAACAUACAAAGCUCACACAACACCGCAGACUGCUUAUUCACCUACACAAUAUAACACAGCCGAUAUACAUACAAAUACAACCUUAAAAAGCAGUUCCAGCACUCAAGCAGGAUACAGCAACGUAUAUUUUAGUUUAAAAACAUUAGAUUACAGAAUGCACUACAACUGUAUACUGGCACUGUAGCUGUAUUGAUGUUACCUCGACUCCUGGCAUUAGUAGAGGGCGGCGAGGAAGCUGUUCGGUGUUAGAGCAUGGAUUAUGCCCAGCAGUUCCCUUGUUACCCAUGAGGUCUGCUGAUUUGAGGCAGGCCGGUUCAUCGUGUCUUGCAACCUCCAUCUCUCAAUCUCAUGCUGUGCUCAGCCCACAAGGUCUGGUUUGAAACUGCACAGCACGCACUUACUGUGCUGCUCUGGGUGCCCUGAGCACUCUUCCAGCUGCCUAUAACCAGGGAUGGCCUGCGCGCUCCCUUGAUAUUUUGCCUUUUGAAACCAUUGCUCUUCUAUGGGAAGCCCUCACUUCCAUUUUGAACUACAGUUUAAAGCAAGUGAGGCAGGAAACGCUCCCCUUCUUUCUGCUUACUAACUGGCAUGUGUUACUAAGGGAGUUCAAAAAAGGGACAAUUUUUCUUGAAAUGUGCACUUUUAUGAAAUAAGCCUGUAAGGGCAUGAAGUUAGUACCUAAAGCACUUCAGCUUGACGGACUAGACUUUAGUGUUCGUUUUAAGGGAUUUAAUAUUGACAAUGUCUCUCUAGUGCAAAUAAAAUAAUAUAAGUAAAAAAAAAAGAAAUAAAGCUAAAUAUUACCUCUGGAUAAAGACACAAUCCUUUAGAGGAAUUUGACAAAAGACCUUUACACCCACAUAGCCUUUGAAUAUAAAUUUUCUUACUUGCAUUUUCACAAUUUAGGAACAAUAAAAGAAUAAUAAUUGAACGAGUAACAAUGUAAUGUGUCAAUUGACAUGCAUUAAAACAUUAUAUAAUAUGCAAACUAUGAAUAUUCAAGUGUCAACGUGUACACCUUGUCAUAAAAAAAUCUCCCCUACAGUUUUAUUUGAGCAACUUUAUCUCAAUCCAGAGAUUUGGGACUAUUUAGUAACCUGUUUGACAGAGUGUACACUGGUUUUAUCUUGUGACCAAUGUCAAGGUUGUAUUGUCAUUGGUAGUCUGUUUCAUGUCAAUAGGCACUUUCAUGUGAUAAGUGUUGUAUAGCACUUUCACAGAUUAUAAGCACAGGAACCAGAAACACUUGGACAGAAAUAGGCCAUCUCUUUUGGGAUGUGGUAUGAACAGACGUUGAAAGUUUCUAUUUGUGAUGGUUAACCUUGGCCUCAGGGCUGGCUAGUUUCAUGAAAAAUUUACUUUACGAAAAUCUGAGAGAAGAGGUAUUCUCAUUAUUUUUGCUGAUCAGAGCCGCUCACAGAAUCCCCAUUCAUACACUGGAAAGCCGCCUUAAAAACGUUUUGUGAAGGCAUGAGUUAUACUUAAAGAAACCUCUCUCUUUUCUGUUUAAUAUCUCUGAAUUUGUCCCCAUUAGAUGGUACUCUCAGCUGCAAUAAUAGCAUUAUUACUAUCAUUUUUAACAAUAGUUGCAAUGCCGUACUGAUACAAUAGGAACAGAAGAUCCUGCAUGUUGCCCUGCAAUCUAGCAAUAUUCUUCUUUAUUUCUCCUUUUCCUACUGUGAAGGACCUGUGUUGUGCUCAAGGGAUCUCCCUACAUUCUCAGUAGAGCUUCCACUUCAUCAAAAGGAGCAGUGGGGCAUAUGUGCCAAUCUGUGCAAAAUAGAACAAGUGACUGGCUAAAGCAGAGAUGGGUAACCUUUGGCACUCCGGAUAUUGUGGACUACAUAUCCCUUAUUGCAGGCAAAGCAUGAUUGGAGAGGUAGUCCAAAACAUCAGGACUGCCGAAGGUUGUCUGUCUCUGGGCUAGAGGCAUGUAGACGGGUCACAUGCUACACUCGAGCAACCAGAUUUGAUGUGAUUGUAUAACUCUUAUUGCUCUGUGAGUAUGUGGAGACUCUAGCUCUAGGCUGUUUCUGCAUUGCAAGAAACCUUCCUUUGCACAAAUAUUAGAAGAGGAUAUGUCUUGAUGCUAUAUCUAGUGCAGGGGUAGUCAACCUGGUCCCUACUGCCCACUAGUGGGCGGCUUGGGAAUUCAGGUGGGCUGUGGUGGUUUUGCAGAAAACGCCCAGUGGGUGUCGAUGGCCGUGGACCAAGGCUGGCAGGGGAGAUCUUUAAUUUCCCCUGCCGGCCCAUGCAGAGCCAGUCUUGCUGUAAGCCCUCUCAGGCUGGUUAGGAGAUCAAAGAUAUCCCUCACCAGCCUGCUGGCACUUAAUUCCAGCAGAGGGAGGGAAGGGCCUGGGAGGCUAUGACCCGAUGCACCACACACACAGACUGACCCCUCAUAAAUGCACAUACUACACCUUCACAUACACACACGCACACUUAUAAAAUUAUAACGCUCUAAAAUUAGUUACUGCGGCACUGGUGGACGGUAAGGAAAUUUUAGCAUCAGCAAAGAUACAAAAGUGGGCGGUAUGUAUUAAAAGGUUGACUACCCCUGAUCUAGUGUAUAGCUGGAUGAUAAGAUUAAUUAAAAGGAGUUGUGUUAGUCAUACAUUGUUAUUGUUCAAGAAAAAUCCCUUAAAAUUUAGAGCUUGAAUAUUAAGGGUCCAAUAUAAUUUUGAGGAUAUGUAGAAAACCCUGUUGUGAGAAUUCUAUUCUUAGUGUAAUUCUUUGCAUGUAAUUAAGCCAUUACUGUAGGUCAAUUUUUAUGAGUAAGGAUUUACUCUACAUUAUUUAAAGGGGCACUAUGGGCACCCUGACAACUUCAGCUCAUUAAAGUGGUCUGAGUGCAAUGUCCCUGUCCCCAUAAUAAUGCAAUGUUAAUUAAAUAAUUACUUUGCAGUUCUAAGACUGCUUCUAUUGACUGUCAGACAGCCACUAGAGGUACUUCUUAUUGCUAGGUGACUUUUGGUGUUACUAGCCAACAGUAAAAAGGAAGCAUUUGCACGAAAAAAGCCUGCAAGGAUAGUCUAUAGAUACCAGAACCAUAAAGCUGUAGUUGUUCUGGUGACUGUAGUGUCCCAUUAAGAUAUACUCAAAGGUAGGGGAGGAGACAUCACUAAUCUUUUGAGUUAUUUGGAAGUCAAGUGGAUAUUUUCUUUACAAGUGAGUGUUCCCUUUGGUCUAAAUUCCUUGUAUUACACAUCAUAUUUUGUAUAAAAAUCUAUUAAUAUUGAUGUGCGCAGGACGAUGUUAUUAGGUGCUAGACUGGAAUUUACCUACUCUUGUUUCUGGUCGGACUUGGCUCUUUUAUUCUUGCUUUGUUUUCCAUCUUUUCUACUAAUUAUUAACUGUGUCCUUUCAUUUAAAAUGUUUCCAAUUUUACUUUGUGGAUUACUGUUAGUAAUUUUUUAAAAAUUUUAUGAAUGUAUAAAAACACAUAAUUAAAGGAACACUCCAGGCACCCAGACCACUUCUGCACAUUGGAGUGGUCUGGUUGAUAACACCCACUACUCUUAACCGUGCAACUAUAAUUAUUGCAGUUUUUAUAAACUGCAAUAAUUACAUUACAGGGUUAACUCUAGAGGGCACUUCCUGAUUCAUAGCAAAGAUUUUCUUUGCUAGAGCGUCGCUGGACGUCCUCACGCUGUGUGAGGACCUCCAGCGUUGCUCAAUUCCCCAUAGGAAAGCAUUGAAAAUCUUUUUCAAUGCUUUCCUAUGGGGAGACCUAAUGCGCUGCCGCACACGUGCAUUAGGUUUCCUCGGCGGGCGGGAUCAGUCUCGCCCACCGGCUGACGUGAUUACUGGGAGGAGCAACACCGACCCGAAAACACCGCCGAGGGACCUUCAGCUACCUGGGAUGGGAGGUGGGAGAGAGAGGGUACCUGCAGUGCCUGGAAAAUGAAUUGUUUUCCAGGCACUGGAGUUUUCCUUUAAGUACUACUCAAAGUUUAUUUUUGGUUUUAGGCUAUUUUGUUUGUCUUAAUUUGACUUUGAUUUUAUUUUUAAUUUUUUAAAAAAAUUUUUUUUAACAAUGGGCAGCCAGCGACGAGAUUUACAUGGUGUUUUUUUUUUUUUUUUAAAUUUCUUCUUUGUUAUUUUAUAGGGACUGAGACCUUCCGUUUACUCUGAAGCACCUGUAACUAUCUUUUCCAGCCCAACAAAAUUAUCAGCGGAUUCUUCAUCAGCAGCAGGAUAUCUGGGAAAGAACAGAGUCCCAGAACUGCAAAAACUUUUCCAGGUAUCAGAACUGGUUCAUGAUUUACGUGUAAAACAUUUAAAAUAUUUUAGUUCAAUUUUCUAGACGGUACCUGAAUGUAAAACAAAUUGUUUUUUGUUUUAUAAUAACCAAUUGUUGCACGAUAUAUGAAUGUUUUAUAAGGAUUGAGUCUUGACAUUUCUCAAUACUGGUAUAAAGGUUUGUGACGGACCGCUGGCACUCCGACUGAGUACCUCCGCCAAUCGAUGCUCCUAGUGCUUGCCGAGGACUCCGAGCACUCCAACCGACACCUUCAGCACUGCGGACCCCACUUCCAGCGAUGCAGCUCUCUCACCCACCCUGGAUCCACAACCAGGAUCCAGCUCCCAGUGGGUGAACCUCUCCUAAAUCCAGAGAGCAUAGCAGGAACAAAUCAAGCUCUUACAAAAGCUUACUCUGGGGAGUAAGUGAUUAUAUUUAUAGCAAUCCCCAGAGUGUAGGUAUCCAUUCCCCCAAGCAUGAGCCAAGGCUUCAAGAAAGGUGCCAGUAGGUCUGGUUUAUUGAGGGCUACCUGACCGGUAUUUAUGCAAGUGUCCACCAGGUGGACACUCUCUAGGGGACCUGAUGGAACAAUGGGAUGGGACACUUAUUGGAUAUUGGCCAAUCACAGACAAUACAAACAAAACACUCCUACAGUGACAUCACAAUCCCUCCUCUCUAUCCUGGAGAUAAUUGGGAAGUAAUCAAAUUAUCUCCCAGGACAGAGGCAAGAGUCCAUUAACCAUAUGGUUACAAAAAGACAUAAAAUUCUCCAUGCUGACCCCCUUACAGCCAAGGGGACCACCACACACAAAGGCCAAUCGGAGAUCUAAUGGCGGCUCACCAUAAGAUCUCAGCCGACAUGGCCCUAAUCAGGGAUGAUAUCAAAGGAAUUAGACAGGCUGAGAAAGGUGGGGGCCUCCUCUGACUGCCUCACCAACCAGAUCACGGAUCUGCAGGCAGCGAUCAAAGAUCUGCAACAAAAAACCCUGCAGCAAGAAACCCUAAUGGCCGCCCAAGAAGACAGGUUCCCGCCGAAAUAAUCUCAAGCUAAGAGGUGUCACAGACUCCAUACCGGAGGCUGAACUACCGCAUCUUAUCAGGCGACUCUUCACGGAUCUACUGACACCAAAGACGGCAAAAGCGAUCACGCUGGAGGACCUUUUUCAGAUACCACGGCCAAAAGCCCCUCAAACUGUCACAGGGGACUUAAUACUCAAAUUCCAAUCAGCCAGAGAAAAGAAGAUGGUCCUAGAGGCUACAAAGGGACAGUCUUCCUACCCCUUUGGAUGACCCUAUCCUUUUAUACCGACCUGUCAGCUGGAACACUGGCGUGGCGGAGAUCCCUGAGCACGUUUACAGCCCUCCUGCGUCUCCAUCAAAUACAAUACUGCUGGGGCCCGAACCGCACCCUCACCAUCAGCAAAAGAGAAACCAAACACGCUGUCCACAACCUCCUAGAGGCCGCAGAGAUAAUGAGGCUACUGAACAUCCCUACUGACCCGCAGAAUCAGGCAACGCACCUCGCAGGCCACACACACCAGCUGGGAAGGCACACCGUGGAUGCCCCGGAGUUUGUGCCCAGGAAGCCGCCUGCAGACCCAUACGCCACAGCCACCACAUGAACAGGGCUGCGGACUUACCACUCACCCAACGCCAACACAGCCGUCGAUAGAAAUCAGCUGUUCGCCGAGAGGAGCGGAGCCGGGGUUUUACCGAGUCGGCACUAUGGUAUCGGCUGCUGCCAUGGCCGUGGACACUGAGCCCAAUUGCUGCCUACACGAACACGCGGCUGGCUCCCCAGGGGGUGUAAUAUAAUUGUUUAGCAACCUCUCUCCUGACAUUGAUACCUCCCAAGGUUAUACCAUAUUUUACCUUUAUCACCACUAUAAUCUAGGAACCGCUAAUCUAGUUCGAGCUCCAGCCUAGCAUAGUAUGCUGCACAUCUUGUUAAUAUUAAUAUCUUUUGCCUCACUGCAUAGCUCUACAUGCACUCUAUAGUGCCAGCAUAACAAUAGCCAGGCUCAUUCACACACACACACACCCAUUGAACCGACUACCGGACAUGGGUACACACCACUCAGGGGAACCUAAGGGGACACUAACACACACAUGGCAGACCACACAUACUCAGAGCACACGUUGAACUUAGGGUUUGAAGGUACUCUCAUGAUUUUUGUUUAACCCAUUGCCUGCCAAUUUAACAUGCUUAAGCUUGUACCAAAAGUUAAAGCCAGAGCGCACAUUGAAUUUAUUGUUUGAAUGUACUCUUAUGAUUUUGUGUAAGCUAAUUUAGCAUGCUUAAGCUCGUACUUAAAGUUAAAGCCAGAGCACUUGUUGAAUUUAUUGAUAGAAUAUACUCUCAUGAUUUUGUAUAACUCAAAGCCAGAUAAUUUAGCAUACUUAAGCUUGUACGUAAAGUUAAAGCCAGAGUACACGUGGAAUUAAUUGUCUGAAUUUAAUCUCAUGAUUUUACCUAUCUCAAAUGCCAGCUAAUUUAGCAUGCUUAAAUUAAGAUUGUACUCCACGUUAAAGUUACGCUACCGUAACGAAACAGUUUUGUCUUUCAUAAUAAUAUUUUAAAAUGUGCCGUCACCUCUGAGCCACAUAUGUGACCUUCUGUGCUAUCGAUACACUUACUAUGCUGUUGUGGCAUCGUACGAUGUUCUGUUAUUCCAUGCACGCUCAAAAUAAAGAAUUUAUAAAAAAAGACAUUAAAAUUAUACAAUGUUACAAUUACUACAUAAAACAUAUACAUGCAACAUAUCCCCAGAUAGCUUAGAUCUGAGCGCACAUUAUUACCGAAUCACCUACAUACAGUUCAAUCUCCAUGAAGCCAAAGUCUUUUCCAUAGUCUUUUGUUACACGAAUAGGCUCCAUGGAAUAGCUAUCUGGGGUAGCACUACUCACAUAUUGAAAGUCCCGAAUGCCUCGGCAGAAAUACACAAAUAAACAUUUCUGCAGGGUAAAAUACAGCUGUCAUCACAGGGGCCAUAGUUGGAAGGCAGGAGGCUAGCCAGUAGUCCCCUCCAGCCACAAGUGGCGAAGCGCACUUCGUCACAAGGUGAUUGCUUACUAUAUAUUUUAAAUGUAAUUGUAGUGCAUUGUUUGCAGUAAUAUGGUUAAUCUUAUCUAUGAUGUAGUGUUCUUAUGUCAGCAGAUUAUUUUUCAAGCUGCAGUAAAUCCAUUUAGAUUUGUAAUGGACACUGGACUAGACGCAUAAUCACAACGCACUUUGUUAUGAGUUUGGGGGGACUAAUAUUGAAAUAAAGAAAAUGUUGCAAAUAGAGACCUAGACCCCCACUGUCUGUCAAGAUAACACUUGCCAGUGGUAGCUUAGUGACAGAAAAAUAUAACCCUGCCAUAAAGUGUAUUUUUAGACUAUAUAUAUUGCCUUUCCACAUCAAAACCACAAUAUUUACUUGCCUAAAGAAAGGUCUCUUUGCAACCGGUGGUGUUGCUAGCUUCCAGAAACCAUUUGGAGCUAUAUCCCCACCUCCCAGCACAUUAAGGGGAGCCCCGUGUAUCCUCUGAAUCCUGGGGUUCCCUGAUGUCAGCAGGGAUUUAACCCUGCACACGGCAUUCCAAGCCGUCCAACAGGCUUUAAAGCCCACUUUAAGUAGGACCGCAUAGAAAUCCAAAACCUUGUUAAGAGUUUAAUAUCAUUAUUAUUUUGAAUUUAUGUAUUUUUAUUAUAUAUUUUAUUAACCAUAUCACUCAACUUCUGUGUCAGUGUAUAUACCAGUUUAAAAAUGUAUUGAGGGGGGAGGGGACUCUGGAAAAAUAUAACAACAAACUGCACCGUUGCCAUUAGUCCAUUAUACGAUGCCAAAGCUGCACGCUGGAGCCUGCUUAGAGCAGCAGCAUAAAUUUAAAACAGUCUGACCUCGAGCAACCGAAUGCUGUAUAAAGUCUACAGUCUUUGCAAGUGUGUAGCAGGCAGUGCAAGUUAAUAAGACUGCACCAAAUUGGACACUUGGCGAUCUUCUAACGGCAGUUCAAUGUGUGGGAUACAAUUGUGUGAGGUUGAUUUUAAAGGGAAACUAUAGUGCCAAGGAAACAACUUUAGCGUCCCCCUCUGUCAAGGCACCCCUGCUCUCUCCACCUUCCCUCCAUGUGGUGCAGAAGGGGUUAAUAACCCUACUUGUCACUUACCUGGGUCCAGCACCUAUAUCCCUUGGCACUGGCUGGCUCCACCCAUGCUCCUCCCCUGCCACCAUCCGCACGUGGGGGAGACCUACUGCGCAUGCGAGCCAAAGGCUGCACUCGCAUUAGGAUUUCCCCAUAGGAAAGCAUUCCAUUUCAUUGCGUGAGGACGUCCAGCGUCAUUUAGGCGACCAAAGGUCACCUUCGAGACCGUAAGUCCCUCAAGUGACUCUUUGGUAGACAGACACUGGAGGAGGAGUUAACCCCAGCAGGUAAUUAUUGCAGUUUAUAAAAACUGCAAUAUCUACAUGCUCAGGGUUAAGGGUGAUGGGACAUUGCACCCAGAUCACUUCAAUGAGCUGAAGUGGUCUGGGUGCCUACAGUGUCCCUUUAACUGUAUAGUGCCAGGCAAAAUUGGUGGUGCGCUUAAUGGAACAUGAUAAUAUAUAUGGUAAUAGCUUCAUAUUUGUGUUAAUCAUUCCUAUAGACUUGUUUAUUAUUGUGUUUCACCACUUUCUGCAGUAUCUAAAAGCAUAAUUAACAGCUUUUUUUUUUUAAUUGUAGUUUUUUUUUUGGGGGGGGGAGCAAGGUGGGGGGUUGCUUGUUUUAAUGUAUUAAUGAUGUGCUGUUAACAUUCUGACAGAAUUGGCUAUUUUUGAGUAUCAUUCAGAGCCGUUAUACUUUGCUAUCUUAACCACCUGUAAAUCUUUUAAUGUUUUACUUUGGUUAUGUCUUUAUAUAACCAAAGUAAAUCAACAUUGGUUCUGUAUUUAUUAUAACCUGGCAAAUUGAUAAUUUUAGGGUCAAACUAAAAUUGAGGCCAAAAUAGUCCAUCUGGAAAUAACCUUUGAUCAGUCAGCUCUCUUCACAAUUGCUGUAGAAGUCAUUUUCUUUUUUAUAUUUUAUUCCUAACAAUUAAUGGAUCACACAGGUAUUUUUAAAAUAAUUUUCCCUCUCUCUCUUUUUUUUUUUUUUUUCCUCUACCAUUUGAAGAAAUCGGAUGGCAUUCCUGUACAUUUGAAACGAGGCGUCCCUGAUCGGCUCCUAUAUCGCACUACUAUGGCAUUGACACUUGGAGGGACCAUCUACUGUCUUAUAGCCCUGUACCUGGCCGCACAGCCUAAAAAGAAAUAACACCCGCAGAUGAAUGGAACUUAAAUACAUUUGACUCUCACGGAACAUCAACAAACCAUCUUCUUUGAUUUUUGAGCUUAUUUUUAUACCUCCACAUAUUUCCAUCUGUUAUGUUUUUAAACUGAUAAAAGUUCCCUACCUCUCUGAAAUCUUUGUAUUGCUUCAUUACAAGUACGAGAAAGUAAUGAAAAAUGCAUUAUCUGUGUUGUUUUUUUUGGUAAUCAAAUGGACUUUUAUGUAAAUCUACUCAGCCCAAUGAUUUAAAUCUCAGAAUCGUACUUGGCCAUCUUUGACCACUCUUAAGUAACCAGAUGGCUUGACCGAGUUCUAGGCGAUUACAGGGAUGACACAUUGGUUAAUUGAACACUCCAGGCACCAUAACUACUGUGUGUUGUAGUGGUUAUGGUACUUGGAAUGUUCCUUACAGUGUACAUAGCAUGUUGGCUUGUAGGGAAAAAGUGUCAUGCACCGCACAAGAGCUUUUCAUUUGUGUCAAGCCCAUGUUUGGUGACACACAUUGGUAGGUAUAACAUUUUGAUGUUUGUUCUACCUAAUAUUGAUACUAAAGAAAAAUUAAAAUUUGGAAUAUACUACCACUUCUGGAUGGAUAUAAAAUUGUUAUACAUGCCUCUUCUUGGGAGGUAACUCUAUAUAAAACCACUUAUAGCAAGUAUAAUUGCCCAUGAACCUUUAUUGUUUUACAUUGAGAACGGCUGCUAAUGCUCAGUCCGGUAGAAAAAAAAAAAUAUUUAUAUUUUUGUAUUUAUCCUGGGGAACAAACUUACUCUUAGUAAAAUGUUCUACUUAUGUGUUUCAGUUAGACAAAUAAUAAUCUGCUGCUUAUUAUUGAUUUCAUCACCAGUUUCCAUUCCAAAGACAUUGAAAACACUUUGAAGAAUACAGGAUGUUCUUGUUUUUAGCUUUUUAAGUAUUUAACAUUUAUCAAAUUCGAGUUAUCUGGGGUUUUUUUGUUUUUGUUUUUUUUCUUCUUCUAAUUCCCCUUUACUUAGCUUUUGCUAAGUUAAAUUAAGGGUUACUUUACCUACUGAAUAUAUUUCUGAAGGUUGUUUAAACCACAGCCAGAGGAUUAAUUGUCUUCCAGUGCUUACACCUUCCUUUUCCCUCAUCACAUAAUACAGGAAUCGAAAUUCCAUUUUCCAGUAGCCAAUGGUGAGUGAAAAUACAGCCCUGGCAAGUAGAAAUCUCCCCCUGGUUAGUGUGAAAUGGACCACCCUGGUUUGCCGUGGCUAGUUUUAUAGAAUACUUUAAGCCUUUGUACUAGACGUAACUUGACUGUUGGCUGAUCUCCGCAAUUAACCAACAAAUGACAAAGGAAUUCAAUUGAUUGUUAAAAACAAAAAAUGUGACUUCUAUAAUAAGGUAGAAUUCAUUUUAUUGACAAUAAGAGUAAUAAUGCAAAACCAAAUUCUGACCUAUCCAGCAGAGCUUAUUUUAAUUAAUGGACCAGAAGAUUGAGUUAAACAAUUUAUAACUUGGUUUGUAGGGCAAUGCAUAAUUAAUUCUUCUAUGUAUUAAUGUUGGGGAAAUUGAAAAUUGGCUUCAUCUGUCAAACAUGAGGACCGAGUUAAACAUUACUGCUUUAAUGAGUUUGAUAAAUGGGUAUUGUUCUGUAAUUUCAGUAAAUAUUUGUCCUUCAGAAUUUCCCCAGACAACUAUAUCUUUAAUAUUUAUUUAUUAUUAUGGAAUAAAUACAGCAAUUAAAACCUAAUGUUUAGUGCUGCAUCAUCAUUUUUAUAUAUAAUAUAUAUAUAUAUAUAUAAUUUUUUUUUUUUUUUUUUCUGGCUCUUUAAUCACUUGUGCAAUAUCAAAAGUAGUUUAUUUAAUUAAAGCUAAAACACUUUGUGAUAGGAAUUUUUAUUUUGCUUUAUUACAAAGUGCCGGGAAAUUGGGAGAUUGAUCAUGUGGGGGACUAUAGACAUUGGCGAUUUAUUAAAAAGUUAAAAUGCACCAUGUGUCAGUUUGGUGCUGCACGAAAAUGUUCAAUCACUGUUCAGAGUAGAAAUGCACAAUCUUGUACAGCUAGUUUUAUUUUACUUCUUAAGGGUGGGUGCCUUUCAAGCUAUACCCACAACCCCGAUACCACUCUACCAACUGUUUUGUACUGAUACAUUGCACUGGUUGUUUUAUGUCCUACUGAUACAUUUUGCUGGUUGUUUGAUGUAAUAAGAGACACUAUUAUAGAUCACUAUUUGAAAAUGAUGAGAUUUUUUUUUGAAUGCUAAAAUGUGUGGUUAUAGAAGCCAAGAAUGGAACUACUCAAUGAUUGAGACAUAUGAAUCAUAUUAUGUAAACUUCUAGACUAGAGAUGUACUGGAUACAUAACAUUGCUGUUGGUGCAUAACCUUUUGUUUGAUUCUUUUUCAGAACUCUGUAAUUUCUUUAUCAUUUUUAAUGGUAUACGCAUGUUGAUCAUCCAUUAUUUUAUGACCUUUGAAGUAUAAGUGUCAAGUUGCACAAUAUAAGAGAUAUCUAAUUUAAUUAGGUAAUAUUUUAGUUAAUGCAAGACACAAUCUAGUCUGUGAAUUACAUCUGGUUGGAAGGGAAAUUGUUAACAAAGGUUACGAUAACAGCUAACCAUUACUUAUUGUAUGUACCUUAGAAAGUUUUUUUUAAAAUGGAGCAUAUAGCUUUGAGGUUUGAACAGGUUUGCACAGAACUCAUCGGUAGGCCUUGGGCCAUUAAAAAUGGCCACCUACUGACUUGCAGAAGUCCUAUUGAUAGCUCGGAUUAGCAGUGUGAGCAGGUAUUUAAACCUGCUGAUACCGCAAUCUUCACAUAGGCAUUUAAAACGGCUAUUUAAAGAGCUACAAAAUUGGCCCCAGCACAUUAAUAUCUGAUUUUAGCCGAUCCAACAACUGGUGUAUUAACUGUGCUCAAAUUGUCUUUUUAGUGCUGAAUGUUAGAUCUGCAAAGGAAUGUGUUGCCUUGCAGAACUGAAAGGACUGCACAUUGUACUAAAAUAUAAAUUUGCAUUGGUUAUUAAUUAAAGUUAAUCUGUAAAUCAUCUGCCAGAGAAAGUACACUCAAUGACACUAUAACCGAUAUUGCUAAAUUAGGUCAAUCAGAAUGUCUUUGUAAUAAUCCUGAAAGAUAAACGCUGAGCUCAGGAACCAGCUCUUUAUAUGCAGAGAAAAACAAAAGUAUGAUUGAAAAGAAUGCAAAACGUUUAUUUUAUGUCACUGACACUUGCGCAUGUUUUAUAAAAGACAGUAUGGCAAAUAUAUGUUGAGAAUGUUGUCUGCUUUGCAAUAUAGUAAAUUGGAAAAUCAUGUGGGUGUCUAUUAGUUGAUGUGAAGCUGCAUCUACUAUUAAAUCUCUGCAAUUGACGUACUCCUCUAGGACAAAACAAUCAGCACUUUACAAAAGGGAAAUUACAUUAAAGUAAAAGCAAGACUAACUCAACAUGGAAUGGUUUGGUCUAGAGAGAGAACUUAAAACCGAAUACUGUAACAGCACAAGCAAUUAUCAUGACACAGUUGUCCGUAAAAGAAAAUCUGUUUAAUGGUGUAAUAAAGCCAUUUCCACCAACUAUGCAUCUGUAAUUUGAUUUUAUAAAUGCAAUAGGUACCGAUAUAGUGCUAUAGUACAUCAUUAGAAGAAGAAAAACAAAAAUCAAUAUCCUUUGUUCUGAGCAUAAAGAUUCAUUGAAAGGAAUGUUCCUAGGUGGCUUUAUCGCGCUCUUGUUAAUGCAUUAUAGAUACAUUUGCCCCUUCCUUCCUCAUGCAUGCUACUACAAAAUUAAAGAAAAUGGAAGAUCUUGGUUGUGAAGACAGACUAGAAAAGUUUCACUUGUUUUCUUUAGAAUCAUGCAUCCAAGAGGGGAAGUUAGUUUUCUGGUGGCCUGUUCAUUAACAGGACUGUACUAAUGACAAUAUGUCAUCCAUUAAAGAUACACUAUAGUCACCAGAACAGCUACAGAUUAAUGUAAUUGUUCUGCUGUGUAUAGUAUGUCCCUGCAGGCUUUUUCCAAAUGAACACUGUCUUUUCAGAGAAAAGGCAGUGUUACAUUGCUGGCUAGUUACACCUCUAGUGGCAGUUUUUCAGAUGGCCACUAGAGGUGCUUCCUGGUUCAGUGCCUAUAGAAAAGCAUUGAUUCAAUGCAUCUCUAUGAGGAGAUGCUGCUUGAUGUAGUGUAGCGUUUUGACACGCAUGUGUGACAGCCUUCCAAUGCUUUCCUAUGAGAAAGCAUUAGAUUGGCUGAGAUUGUCAAAUUUGAUGAUCUCAGCCAAGGAGGCAGAGCGGGUGUGUGGCCAGCCGCAGUGAGAACGAUGCGAAACUGGAAUAAGGAGAGUUUAACAAUUUUUUCUCUUCGGGGGGCAUGGCUGGCUGUGCAACUUCCUAGAUGUGUUGGUGAAGAGCUUCGACUUCACAACACUUUAAAAAUACUAAAUUGCCACGAAAUAGGCAAAAAUUUCUCAUGCAAAGUUCCACACUAUGUCUCUGAAACCCCCCAACAGAGAGAUGGGGCGCUAACAUCGAAAAAAUGCUACACUUAGAGGGCACCCAGCUACCUGACUUACGCAGGUCCUUAGUCAGGCCGCAACAACAGGCCCAGCCUAAGAUGGCGUGUGGGAGGCCAAGAGGCUCAAGUGAGUUGGAGGAGUCGCUGGAUGAGGAGAGACCCAUGGUGCCGCAGGCCCGGGGUGAGGUGUACCUAUGGGUAGAUUCUGAUACUGAUGCCUCACCCUCCACUAAAGGUGACUAAAGAAACUACUGCUUGAUAUAAGGGAGGUCUGGAAGACUGACUUGGCCGGAGUGCAAGCUGAGAUGGGUGGCCUCUCCAUGCGCAUCAGGGAGGUCGAGACCCGAGAGGAGGAAAGGGAUGGCCAGUUUGCUGAAACCCACUCCCAAGCAGAGUGUCUCUCCUAACAAGUGCAAUAACUUACCAGCUCAGUGGUCACUUUGGAGUUACGGCACCGCAGGAGAAAUGUGAGGAUCCGCGGGGCACCUGAGUCCGUGGGCCCGGAGGCCCUACUGAAUUUCUCAAAUAAAGUGGCAUAAGUGCUAGAGCUGAAGGGAGACAGUGGAGCCUUGCCUAUUACAUCGGCGUUCAGGAUCCAGAAAGCUCCAACUGCCCCUGCGGAUCAUUGCUGUCACUCGAGACAUCUCGGUGAAGAUGGCUAUUCUGGCCCACUCCAGAAAUCAUCCCACAGUUCCUGUAGAGUUACCAGAUCCCAGUAUUCGAUGACCUACCAUUCUCGCUCUUACUGGAGAGAAACAGCUUCCAGCCGGUCACUAAGCAGCUGACGGCAUCCGAUAUAGACGGGGUGCCUCAGGGACCCUGGUGGUACCCCACAGAGACUUGGUACUCACUCUGUUGGCGGCAGAAGACCCUGCGGAAUUUUUGGCAACCCAGCAGCUACCACUUACACGGCCCAUUGUGGCAGGCAGGGACAUAAACUCAACAGGAAGCGGGAGUCUGGUGCAGAGAUGGAGCGACUAAAGACUAAACCCACCAUAGGUCCUUUGAGCGGGAGAUGGCGAUUAUAAGAGGCUUGUCGGGCCCAACCCAUGUUUUCAUUUUUAUUUUAUAAUUACCGGUUUUGUACCAAGGCACUCUACGUUAGAAACAUGUUUGCACAUAGUAACUUACCUACUCACUAAGUCUAUUGACUCAGCCAGAGGGACCCUGGGGGUGAAGUGGGGCUGUGCCACACAUGGCUACACACAGCAACUUACUUGCAAUGUUAUAGACGUUUCCCUCAGUCAUCUGUGGCUCAGCCACUGUUUACAUAUUUAGAUCCAAUGGUUUAUAACUAUUUUGAAAAUAACCUAGUGUUCUAGAUCUCAUCUCUGGUUUAUUCCAGCAUGUCUUUACUUUUAUUAUGCC
Molecule: messenger RNA, 18766 nt
Organism: Pelobates cultripes (western spadefoot toad)
Lineage: Eukaryota; Metazoa; Chordata; Amphibia; Anura; Pelobatidae
Source: the annotation of a GenBank genome assembly